Molecule: messenger RNA, 565 nt
Organism: Capsella rubella
Lineage: Eukaryota; Viridiplantae; Streptophyta; Magnoliopsida; Brassicales; Brassicaceae
Exons: 2
Coding region: 68-487 (139 amino acids)
Source: RefSeq, a predicted model, not a curated record
AGUGCUUUUAUAAAUCUCAAGUCUUUAUUUCUAUAUUCUAGAAAUAUCACAAAGAAACAACGAAGCCAUGAAUCAUUCUACCGUGGAAGAAUCUCCGAUCCGACGGCGUCCAUGGUGGCAGAACAAAUACGUAAUAUACGAUAUUGUCAUGAACGUGCUAUUGAUAGGCUUCAACGUUGCAACCUUCUUGUAUAUAAGACGUUACAAUAUUCCAAUAGUUUCACGUAAAGACCAUAUGAUCGAGUUUUUUGUGGCUCUCUACUGCGCAUCGAGCAUUGUUGGUGUGGCCAUAUGGGUCUACAAGUUCAAGAUGAAGAUCCCCGAACGUCCCUUUGAAGGUGGCGUCAUGAAUGCUGCUAAUUUCUGUGGCGUUAUUAUACUCAUUAUCUUCCUCUAUUCUAUUUCUCCCAUCGUUGCUCUUAUUGUCGGUAUACCUUCUUUGUUAUGGGUUGUAUCCAUUAUAAUCUACACUUGUCGUCGACAUUAACUAGAAUAUACCCGCGCUUAAUAUCUAUCUUUUUUGACGUCAUCAACUUAUAUACCUUGUAUAUUUGUUAUGUCUUCU